AUGAGCAUGGUCUCGCAUGUCGAAAUAUGUGAAGGCCUUACAGAAGAUGGCCAGCCGACUCGAGUGAUAAAAAUCAUUGAAAUCUUUGUGAAGCAAUCCACAGAACCCACGCAAUCCACUGUUCAGCGCUCACCCUUCAAGGCAACCGGCCCGAAUCACUUCGACUGCCUGCCUGAUGAGUUGCUCGAACGCAUCAUGAACUUUGCUGGGAUGACAAACGGCACCUCGGCCGCAAUCAACAUGGACCCUUACGAGGCGGGCUGGAAGGACGAAGAGGAAGUGAUUCAGGAUGCGGUCGGCUUUAGGUCUUCGAUGGGAACGCUUCGUCAGGUCUGCUGGCGGUUUUUCCGUCUGGCAACACCACUGUUCUUGAAACGCCUGGUGAUCUGUGACGCGAACUGGGGCCAUCGUCCGUUGGACCUGAUCCUGAGACUCAGCAAACUCUUGGGUGCCACCCCGGCCCACGCAUCUGUCACCGGGAAAGAACAGCCGGCGAUCCGGCAGCAUCUAGGGUCUCAAGUACCCUACGGCCACCAUGUCCGACAGCUAAUUUUUUCCAAUCGAACAAUCCCGCCGAGAUUGGUGUGCCAGUUACUCGAAACGAUCCAUUCCUUGCUUCCCAAUCUCACCGCACUCGGAGGUCUCAGUCUGAGCCACAUGCCGAGGUUACUGAGUCCGGCUAUCCGCUUUCCUCGGCUGGUCUCGAUCACCGGAAUCGACUUGGCGGCGUCCUCAGAGCUCUGGACAGCAGGGCAGGACUACCCGGCAGAUUCUGUGGAGACGCCGACGCUCAUGGCCGGCCCGAACCAGUUCAUCUCCCAGGAAGUCUUCCUCGGAAUCUUGAACCAUCAUCCGCACAUCUCCUACCUCUCUUGUCGCGGAUUGCAGAUCGAUGAGGCCGGCGCAAACCGGCUCUCAGCCCUCUUACGCGCUAACCAACUCGCGAUCGCAUUGUUGCCAUCACCUCUACGCACCGGACAAUUCAUAGGACUCAAGAUGUUACACAUCGGGCUUAAUUCUGUAAUCGACCUCCAGCUCGUUAGACUAUUACCUCAUGUAGCACCCCAUUUACAACAGUUGCACAUCGAUGCGGGGUGCAAACUGGAAGAUAAAUCGACAGACAGCUCUCGAGCCUGGUCGAUGACCGAACUCCUUGGGAUGCUUCCUCGACUAACUCAUCUGACCUUUAUUGCUCAACGCAAUCUGCCCAGUCGACAUGGGUCGCUAGGGUGGGCAUCGUCAAAUGAGGUCCUCAGAUUUUCCCCUUGUGUCCAAUCACUAAAUCUUCGAAUGGAUUCGUUCACAACAGCCAAUUUUUUUGACAGCCUUAAUGACGACUCGAUGACUCUUCGCCAACUAAACGUCUGGCAUCGACCGACGCUAAAUCUGAACCCGGCUUCGGAGAGCUGGUCGAUCAUUUCGUUUGACUCUCCGCAGAAACUUCUCAAAUUGGGUCACGCUGUCCGCACGAUGAAGAAGGCCGGGCUCGAAUGGCCAACGAACGAGAAUCAGCAGAGGGAUCUCUGGUUGAAGCUCAAGGCGUUGACAAAUCUAGACUUGCUCGAAGAGCACAGGGUUGAUAGCUCUUAUGAUGACCUCUGA
Messenger RNA from Puccinia triticina, 1602 nucleotides. RefSeq lists its product as uncharacterized. The transcript has 4 exons. The record is from RefSeq and is a predicted model, not a curated record. NCBI's taxonomy places the organism in Eukaryota, Fungi, Basidiomycota, Pucciniomycetes, Pucciniales, Pucciniaceae. Bases 1 to 1602 code for a protein of 533 amino acids.